UGUCUGUUGUGGCUAGCUAGCUAAUCAGAUGGCUGAAGAGAAAUCCCAAAAGCUUUCUUUUGGGAGGCUAAAUAAACACAACCGUCUGUAGUCUGGUGUUUAUUUGACACCGUAGGCACUGUAUUUGUAGUUUGUAGCCUGUCGUGUCUCGGGCUGUAGUUUGUUUCCCCCUGAGCAGUGGAGAAUCCGCUGCUCUGCUCUCAUGAGGCACAGGGCUAGUAGCUAGGCACUUGGCUAGCUUAAAGCUAAGUUAGGUUAGUAUGCCCUCUGAUUUUAUAUCUCUUCUAAGCACGGAUAUCGACCUCAAUUCCCCUAAAUCUCUGUACUCCAAAGAAUCCGUGUAUGACCUUCUCCCUAAAGAACUGCAGCUUCCCCCCACCACACAGGACAAACACACCAUGAGCCAGAAGAGCGGUGGAGAGGCAGGUCCUCUUCCCUCUGCAGCCCUGGCCUCAGAUGCUGCCACUGCCUCCACUUCCCCUGGAGGGCACAGCAGUGCACUUCCUGCCUCUACCUGUGCCAGCAUUCACUCUGCUACUUCAGCUCCAGAGCAGUCUUCCAGGCUCCAUGGAUGUAUCCCUGCAGAGGUGCUGGGAGUGGAGCCUGGUCCAGCCUCUGCCAUCAGUGGGGCUGCUGCAGGCGAUGGUGUUGGGGUACCAGCCCAUCAGAACCAGAUGACCCCGUCAAAACGGCGGACCGUCCUGAAUAUCUCGCCGCCUCCAGAAGACCUGCUGGAUGACAGCCGUAUGUCCUGCCAGGACGAGCUGGUUCCCAAUCCAGACUCGGAGCAGAGCAGCAGCAUUUGGAUGGAUGACUCUGUGUCUAACUUCAGCAUGCUGAGUAACAGUUCAUACAAUGACAAUACCGAAGUACCCCGCAAAUCCCGGAAGCGUACACCUCGCCAACGGCCAGGCCCAAAACCUGUAGCCAGGGAUGAAGCAACCAUGGAUGUGUUUGAUGCAGACAGUGCAAAAGCGCCGCACUUUGUGCUUUCCCAACUUGGCUCAGAAGCAAAGGGCAAUCUCAAAGGAAGCACCCUGGAGGUGUCUGGGAGUCAGAAAGGGAGCAUUCUUUCAACACAGUAUCCACAGAAGAGUGAAGGAAAGGAGCUGAAGAUUCUGGUCCAGCCUGAAACGCAGCACAGAGCACGAUACCUUACAGAGGGGAGCAGAGGAUCUGUCAAAGACCGCACACAACAAGGCUUUCCUACAGUUAAAUUGGAAGGUGUGACAGAACCUGUUGUACUCCAAGUGUUUGUCGCUAAUGACGCUGGACGUAUAAAGCCUCAUGGCUUUUAUCAAGCCUGUAGAGUGACCGGGCGCAACACGACAGCCUGUAAGGAGGUGGAUAUUGAAGGGACCACAGUUAUUGAAGUAAAUCUUGAGCCCAGCAACUCCAUGACAUUAGCAGUUGACUGUGUUGGCAUACUGAAACUGAGGAAUGCAGAUGUGGAAGCUCGAAUAGGUGUCGCUGGAUCCAAAAAGAAGAGCACUCGAGCUCGUUUGGCAUUUAGAGUCAACAUCCCAAGACCAGAUGGCUCUGUUCUAACUCUACAGACCCCUUCUUCACCAAUUCUCUGUACUCAGCCUGCCGGAGUGCCUGAAAUUCUCAAGAAGAGUCUUCACAGCUGUCCAGUGACUGGAGGAGAAGAGAUAUUUAUUAUUGGCAAGAACUUCCUCAAGGGGACCAAAGUUAUUUUUCAGGAAAAUGCUGCAGAUGAUAACUCAUGGCAGGCUGAAGCAGAGAUUGACAUGGAGCUUUUCCAUCAAAAUCACUUAGUGGUGAAGGUCCCUCCUUUUCACGACUUGACUGUGACCUCCCCUGUGUCAGUUGGGAUAUGUGUGGUAACGAACGCAGGGAGAACACAUGAACUGCAGCCUUUCACGUACACUCCACAGCCAGAAAAAACUGAUAUUUCUGUGAAGUCAGAAUUGCCAUCAACAGGCAAACCUUGCAACUUUGAAGACCAGGUGACAGCAAUGCAAACCGGGGCCAGUAGUCUUAACAAUACCUUGAUGGCCCCAGUGAUAUCGAUCGUCAAACGUGAAGAAGUCACUCCAAUGGAAGUCUCUACCAACCCAUCAGCAUGCAACAUUUUUAAGCCUGCAGAGGUCCUUAAUUCAAACCAACAGAUUUUGGAAAUCACCACGGUCCUUCCCACAAGCAGCAAAUCCUUUCCUAGCCCUGUGCCUCUACCCUCCGUUGAUGCGCAACAGUCAGCACCCCCAAUUUUUGUACCCCCUGAGCCCCUUACUACUAUUCAGAAACAAGACAUCUCUCCCACGACAUCCUUUCAAGUGUCCUUGUCAGAAGACACUACAGUUCUUCAGCCCGUGCCGCCCCAGGUCCCUCAGCAGUUCUUGCGGGAAACUCCAGAGACUCUCUCUCCAGAAGACAACAGUCCGGACGGAACAGGGAUGGUGGUUGUAGGGAUAGAGUCAAGGCCUCCUGCAUCCCAGCAACCCCAGGUCCAGACCCUUCUGCCCCAGGAUGAGGUGGCACAGCUAGAAAGAGCAGUGAGGGAGUUGCAAGAACAACAACAACUGAACUCUGUGCUUUAUGGUCCAACACCUUCUGCUGAAAGUCUCCAGCAGCAUGUCCAGGAGAACAUGAACAGUUUAAGAUUGGGUGGAAAUGAGAACACAAUGACCAACCAGCAACAGCAGCAACAAGAACACAGCAUAUUAGAGAAUCUGCAGCAACAGCAUCAGAAGGCACUAGUCGAUCUCCAGCAUCAGCAAACGGUUCUGGAAAAUCUGCAGCAGCAACAAAAGGUCUUGGAGAAUCUUCAGCAGCAUGCUCUAGGAAAUCUGCAGCAGCAACAAUCGCAUCAGAAUGUUUUGGAAAACCUGCAGCACCAGAAAGUUCUUGAGAACAUUCAGCAGCAGAACUCUUUGGUGAACAUGCAACACCAGAAAGUACUUGAUAAUCUGCAACAGCAGCAGCAACAUCACGAACAUCUAGAGAAACUUCAACAAGAGCAACAGCAGGAGGUCUUGGAAAAUCUUCAGAAGCAGUUACAAUCAGAGCUUCUGCAACCACUCAUUCCUAUGCAGUGCACACCAAGUUUUUCUGGAGUACCACAGAAUCAAAUAUCUGAGCAUCAGGGUACCACGCAAACAGAUGGUACUAUGUCACAGCCAGCUGAUGGUUUCCUCCAGAACUCAUCCCAGCAGCCUCAGCAGCAAGCGCUUUUCCAGCAGGCAGGAGGGCUACUGACUAUUCAGACGUCCAGCUUCCUUCAGCAGUCACCUUCCCAGUCCUCACCUCCUCAGCAGUUAUUUCAGAGUCACGCCCCUCUGACUGAUGCACAGAACCCACAGACAGCACUCUUUGGCACUUCCAAGACUACCCAAGUCCAACCAGCUUUGUUUUCGAAUACUAUGACACUGUUAACAAGCACCAGCUUACCUUCUGAGCAACAGACUCCCUCAACCACGCUUUUCAUUUCACAGGGGGUUCUUCCUGCACAAAUAACAGCCGACAAUACCCAGAACCAACAGCAACAACAAAUCGCUUUCCUCACGCCCAUACAGACGUCUGGUUCGGCACCCCAGACAGUCUCGCUUUUUCAGGGACAACCCCAGUUGUCUGCACCAAUGGAACAACAACAGUCUCCGCAGCCACAGCAAAUACAAACACCUCAGCAAGCCUCCAUUUUCCAGAGUAUGUCUACAAUAACCCAAAGCCAGGGUCAGCAACAACCACAGACUGGCUUACUCUUCUGUACAACCCCUAUUAACCCACAAGACCUGCCACAGACUCUCCUAUUCAGCAGUCAGAACCAGGGUCCAAUUGGUGGUGACCCACUUCCACAGAAUAUAUUUCAGGACCAGCAGCCCAUGCAAGUAGUUCCAAGCUCUGUGAAUGUGACAGCAGAUAGUUCCACGAACCAAUCUACAGUUCCUCCGUCCCAGUCAACACCAAGUCAACAAAUUCUCUUCCCCCCAGCCAGUGUGGUCAGUGUGGCCCAGCAGGAUGCGUCAGAGCCCAUGUCUUUCCAAGAUGAGAGCUCUGUUGUGGAUGACUCGUCCACCAAUAUGCCUUCAACUCAGUCAGGACUUUUUCAGGACCAGCAGCCUAUGCAGGUUGUCCCCAGCGCCAGUAAUGUUGCAUCUGUAUCUUCUACAGACCAAUCCUCUGUCAACAUCUUUUUGCCCCAGGCAGCCAUUUCAGCACUACAAAGUGGUGUAGGCACUCAAGAGUUACCUCAGGCUGCCACAGCAGCAUCCAUUUUUAGUGGGCAGGGUGGGGUGGCCAUUGGAGGUUUGCAGAGCUCUUCCUCCACAUCCAGUCAACAGAAUCCUGAUCCACUCUUUCAGACAGCGUUGGGGAGCACCCUGAACCAGCCUGUUCAGGCAGGGCAACCAGGCUUGUUUCUGUUUGAAAUCCCCACAGAGUGUGGUCAACUUUUAAAUUCUCCAGGUCCUGCACUGGCAGAUCAGCUUGUGAACAUGGGGCAUCCUAGUUCAGAUCACAACCAGAGCCAGCUUCAGAAUAGUGCACAGAUUCAGACUUUACUGGACCAGUCCAGCAAUCUUGAUGAGAAGAUUGAUGAACUACUAGAACGGUUUCAGGAACAAGGGAAGACACUCCCCAGGGAUUUCUUGGAGCAGUAAUGAUGAAUUGAAAGAUCACCUUGGUGAGCCUGCUUAAGCUCUAUUUUGAGCUUAUAAGUGUAAAUGUGAUGUUAUGAAAUCUGGAGUGUCUGCAUUUUAAAAAACAAAAACAAAAAAAGCCUUUAACAUUUUUUGUCCAUGUAGGCUGUUACAGGUGGAUGUAAUCAUGGUUCGUUCUCAUGGGGACCAUUAGGGAUCCGGCCAAUGAAUGUCCUGGCAAAUCAGCAUCUAUAAAAAUCAGUGAUCUAUAGAACUAUUUAAUAUCUAAGCAUCAUGUUGUUGUUUUUCUCCAAUUUGUCUUUGCUAUUAGACACUAUUAUCCAUCUUACUAAGAGAAACUGACAACUUGAACCACUUAGAUCCAACAAAUUGGACCGAUAUAUUGUCUAUGAAUUUUUAGAUGAUAUGUUUAGCACUUUAUUGAGCUUCUAAAAUGAGACACUCCAUUUUAGCUUUCAAGCCAUUUGCAUCCACCUGUUUGCCUGUGUCUGUCUGUUUUAAAGUCUUUAGAGAGGCUUUCCCAGAAUGGUCUCUCUUUUUUUUUUUUUUUUUAAUACAGUCAUAUUUACUCUUCAUUUUCAUAAUAACUUGUUUAACAAGCCAUGAUCAUUAUACAUUUUUAUUGUCAUGAUUGUACAGCAUUCAUCUGUCCUGAUCCGUAAGAUGUGUAACAUUUACUGUAUAUAAAUAUAAAUUUGUAUGUAGUCAAGAUAUUUUUUUUUGUUGUUUCAUCUAAUGCAUUUUAUAAAGAAGAGACCCAUCUUUAGUCAUUCCUGUCAGGGAUGUGUACCAUCACUGGUGUAGAGUAUGUUAACAUUGGUGUCAGCUUAGCCUCGCUGAUUAGCCUGAAAGUUGCAAGCUUUCAGUUUGUAAAGCUGCUUGUGGUUUUAUUGUGGUAAAUCUGGCAUAGAAUAACUUUAGUGGGUAGAGACAACAUGAUGAACAUCUACCAGAAUGCUUAAGUGACAGUGCCAAGGACUGAAAUCAAAACCAUCAGUGGAUCAUGAUCCAGUUGCUUAUCAAUAAUAGGCUGUACUUGUUGUUACUGUUAUUCUUACUGUUAUUUUAUAUUGUCACUGGCCAUUGGAAAACUAAGUAACUCAAAAACAGCACCUUUACAGGAGGAGAGAUAAAACCUUGUUAACUUACAACAGUCAAAAGAGUAAAAAGUGUUUUUCAGGUCAAUUCGCAGGAUAUCUAUAAAUACAUUCUUCAAUACAUUUUGAGUGUAAGGGACUGCUUGUGUGUUUAAAUUAAAAAUCAUUUUAAUUGGAAGGUGACUAUAUGCUCAAGAGAUUUAAGUAGUUAAAUUGGAAAGCUUGCAGGUUCUCAGGUUUUAGGUCAGCCAAACAGACUAUACACAUGCAUGCCCUUGACAUAGUGUGUAAAGUUUAUGUAUGUUUUGUGUGUUAACUAGUAGCAAAUAGAGCAUAUUAAUAUUUGUACUCUGUUACAUGAAGAUCGGUCCAUGUUUUUUAUAUUAAAUGUAUUAGAUGUACUUUUCCAAUUGGCUGGCUGCUGAAAAUAACAUUCAUUAAUGUGAAGGGUAGAUGGGUCAUCAAUUCUUUCAUUGUUUUUUUCUGACUUGGUAAAUGAAGUUUUACAGGGUUCAUUCUCAACACAUUGGCAUAGUGGUGUUGCAUUGUUUACAUUAAUAACCAUUGUUUUACCAUUGUGUAACAUUUAGACUGAUUAUUAGUAAAGAACUCAUUCCUAAAGCUUGGCUCUUAGACAUUUUGGCCACUUCCUAGAAGACAGUUUUCACAAAUAUGUCUGUUUGUGUCACAUAUCUUUAUUUUACUCACAUCCAUCCAUAUGUUUACAUCACCCAUUGUUAUAUAUUUUGAAGAACCAAUACCAUGUUAAACAUCAAUUUGCAUCAUUUUAUUUCUAGAAGUAAAGUUAAACGUUUGUUUAAAGAAAUGUAAAUUCUCCCAAAUGUGCUUUAUAUAAUCAAUUAUUUAUCUUGACCAUUAACUAUUUCCCUUAUUUGUCCAACAUCACUGUAUAGAUAUUUGUUUUCUAAUUAUGUAUUUAAUGUUUGUUACAAACUCUGUACAAAGAAGCCUAACUUUUUAGUUGUGGUGUGUGUUUGUUCUUCUGUGUGAUAUUGGUUUGUAGAACAUGUGCUGUCUUUGUAGUAAAGUGUAAUCUCUCACCUGUAUUAAGUGAGCCAUACAUACAGUAUUUUUGUAAGACUGAAAUUACUAAAUGUACUAUGUACAUUUUUAAAUCAUUGAACUUUGUGUCCCUUCUGCAGUACUGUACUUCAUACAUCAUGUCAAUGGGGAGAAAAUUCGCCCCCAUCACUGUGCUAUGAAGGAGGCGUUCUGUGUGGCUCGUGGAGCUGAAUUACUGGCAGUCUAAGACAUGAAAAAAGGAGAGGUUUUUACAGAGUAUAUAGGCUAAUGCUUUGGAAGAUAUGUUCCAUACUAAGCCAUAUAAACAAAUCAGUAACUCUGAUUUCAGAGUGAAAGAAUGUGCUUUUACCUCAUGAUGUAAGAAUAUUCACACUACAUCUAACUAAGGACCAAUUAAGAUGACAACUUUUCUCUCAGAAUAUGGCAGCAGAACUCUUUAUGUCUUUUUGAAUGAUAUAUGGAUGAUAUCUGUGAGUUCCUGUUUUUUUGAGUACUGAUGUUCCAGCUUAGGUCAAAAUACUGUCAUACUGUACGUGCAACCGAAAACAAGCAGAAACAGAACAAAAACAGAACAUUUCUGCGCAAUCCAUCAUUGUAAGAACUACUUAAACUACUUAAACUGUUGUUAGGAUGCGCAGAUAUUUAUUCUACUCUCCAUUGUAUUGUGCUAUUUUUAUUGGAAGUACUUUGUGCCUUUGCAAGCCGUUUCCCCUUACUUCUAAAGUACCUUUGUAACUAAUUACACAUUUUGGGGUUUGUAGUUAAACUUUAAAGUGAUCCAAAAGUUAAAAACUGCAAGAUUUCUAAUGAUAUGUGUAGUUUGUCUCGUCUAAGUGUUGUUUACAGAUCCAUCAAAUGCAGAAGUGCAUUUGAGCUUUAUAUCAUUAAACUGCUAUGCAGCUCAACCAUUUAUUAUCUUUUUCUUUCCUUUUUUUUUUCCCUUUUCCCCCCCGUUUAAUUUAAUGAUUGGUUGUUGCCUCCUGAGAUUUGCCAAAAAAGGUACAAAACAGAAAAAAAGACAGUACUUUUGAUAGUGAUCUCAUAAAAAAGGCACAGUGAAGUAACAGAUAAAAAAAUUUAAACAACAACCUUAGAGCGCUUUCCCCACUCACCAGCAGUUUGUGUGCUCUGUGUAUGAGUGUGAAUGUUUUGAGUGCUUCUUACAACUCAUUUUCAUUCUUAAUAUGCAUUUUUUACUAUGAUUUGCUUUUGUUUGAUGUGAAUAAUAUUCUUCACUUUUGAAGUCAUAGGUUUAACAGUUUACUUUUGAGUGUGUCUAAGUAUCGUGUGAAGAUUCAUGUGAAGUAACAUUUAACAUAUAAAUAUACUUGUAUUUUGCUUUAAAUCAGUACAUUUGUAUACUCUUGCAGUUCUAUUUCUGUAAAACGUGCUGCUAUCUAUAUGAAUAAAGAUAGACCUGA
This is a messenger RNA of Astyanax mexicanus (Mexican tetra), 8181 nucleotides long. RefSeq names its product nuclear factor of activated T cells 5a (gene nfat5a). The coding region runs from base 261 to 4619 and encodes 1452 amino acids. Gene Ontology annotation, biological process: calcineurin-NFAT signaling cascade; cytokine production; regulation of transcription by RNA polymerase II. The transcript is spliced from 13 exons. Gene Ontology annotation, cellular component: transcription regulator complex. Gene Ontology annotation, molecular function: DNA-binding transcription factor activity, RNA polymerase II-specific; RNA polymerase II cis-regulatory region sequence-specific DNA binding; transcription factor binding. Lineage: Eukaryota; Metazoa; Chordata; Actinopteri; Characiformes; Acestrorhamphidae. The record is from RefSeq and is a predicted model, not a curated record.